This is a messenger RNA of Oryza brachyantha (malo sina), 1326 nucleotides long. Its product is annotated as cytosolic sulfotransferase 12-like. Gene Ontology annotation, cellular component: cytoplasm. Gene Ontology annotation, biological process: sulfation. Bases 1 to 1137 code for a protein of 378 amino acids. The record is from RefSeq and is a predicted model, not a curated record. Gene Ontology annotation, molecular function: sulfotransferase activity. The transcript has a single exon. NCBI's taxonomy places the organism in Eukaryota, Viridiplantae, Streptophyta, Magnoliopsida, Poales, Poaceae.
AUGGCCGCGUCCGCCGCCGCUGACGACGACGUCAGAAUCCACACCGGCGGCGAGGACGCCGGAUUCGACGUUGCCAACGUGGCAGAGCUCGCCCCCUCGCUGCCGCUGGAGACACGGUACCCGCCGUUCCCGCUGCGGCGGUGCAGCGGCUUCUGGCUGCCGGAGUACGCCCUCCCCGGGGUGGCGGCCGCGCACGCGCGGUUCGAGCCGAGGCCGUCCGACGUCUUCCUCGCCACCGUCCCCAAGUCCGGCACCACCUGGCUCAAGGCGCUGGCCUUCGCCACGGCCGGCCGCGCCGAGCACCCACCCUCCGGCGGCGCCCACCCGCUCCGCCGCCGCGGCCCGCACGACUGCGUCCGGUUCUUCGAGUUCACCCUCGCGUACCCGGACGGCGACGGCGCGCUCGCGGCGCUCCCUUCGCCGCGGCUGCUCUCCACCCACCUGCCCUACUCCCUCCUGCCGCAGCGCGUCACGGCGGACGGCGGCGGCGGCGGCUCCGGCUGCCGGAUCGUCUACGUCUGCCGUGACCCGAAGGACACGCUCGUCUCGUGGUGGCUGUUCGUCAAGAAGAGCCUGGCUCCGUCGUACACCAUCGAGGAGGCGCUCGAGCAGUUCUGCGCGGGGCGGUGCGUUGCCGGCCCGCCGUGGCACCACGCCCUCGAGUACUGGGAGGAGAGCCGGAGGCGGCCGGAGAAGGUGCUCUUCCUCCGCUACGAGGACAUGCUGCGCGCGCCGGCGCGCCACGUGAGGAGGCUGGCCGAGUUCAUGGGGUGCCCGUUCUCCGGCGAGGAGGAGGCGGCCGGGGUGGCGGACGACGUCGUCGAGCUGUGCAGCUUCGGCCACCUCUCGAGCCUGGAGGCGAACAAGGCCGGCGCCACGAGCUGGCGCUACUACUCCGUCGCGAACGACUCCUUCUUCCGGAACGGGGUGGCCGGCGACUGGAGCAACCACAUGUCGCCGGAGAUGGCGGCGCGGCUGGACGGCGCCGGCGAGGAGGCCCUACGAGGAACCGGGUUUACCUUUGCAUCCAGUGGCGAGAGCCAGCCCACCGCCGUUGCUGACGACGCCGGCCGGCCGCGCCGGGAAGCAUGCAUUGCAAUGCAACCAGGCUUAAUUAGCAGAGAAAAUUCCCGUUGAUGCAUCUCCUGUCUUAUAUUGAGUGCUUUGCUAUGUUUGUUAAUCAUGUUUGUUUCAUCCAGGCAAAGAUCACGACCAAAGCACAUAUUUCUAUCGUCGAAUCAAACUGAGUGAGAUAACUUUCACCGUAUUUUCUCUUCAUUUAUAUUGGAUAUUAUAAAAUAAUGCUACCGGUUGCCUAGCAGCUAA